Anguilla anguilla (European eel) is the source of this 4795-nucleotide messenger RNA. Its product is annotated as beta-1,4 N-acetylgalactosaminyltransferase 1-like. Gene Ontology annotation, molecular function: hexosyltransferase activity. Gene Ontology annotation, cellular component: Golgi membrane. NCBI's taxonomy places the organism in Eukaryota, Metazoa, Chordata, Actinopteri, Anguilliformes, Anguillidae. The record is from RefSeq and is a predicted model, not a curated record. Gene Ontology annotation, biological process: ganglioside biosynthetic process. The transcript is spliced from 12 exons. The coding region runs from base 354 to 1994 and encodes 546 amino acids.
CCCGGGAAUCGAACCUGCGGCCUUUCGGUUACAAGCCCAGUUCCUUACCCACUGUGCUACACCCCGUCCUGUCCCGCCCUUAUCUCUUACCAGCAGGGCAUUAAAAAAAAACGCUGGGGAGCAACAGCUCAAAUGCACUUUACAAUUGUAUACAAUAGCACGUUGACCACUAUGAUCAGUUAAAGGAAAGACUAGUUUAAACUGAAUGCCAAAGAGCCCUUAGCCCCUAGGCUAAAAAAGUUUUCGUUCCAGGACCCAGAAGUUGCAAAUAGAAGUUGACUUUCUGAAUUGUUUCACCGUCGCCUUCGAAUAAAUGAGCGCUGCUGGGAAGUCGACACCAUCAUCCUUUCACCAUGCCAUCAAGACCCUUUCGAAAUUGUGCCAACGCCAUCGUGAUGCGCUACCUGCGGAAGAAAGUGGUCCUGGUGGCCAUGGCGGCCUCUGUGAUUUCGGUAUUCUUCCUCUACAUCACGCUGAUUCCCGGGGGCCGCACCACCGUGGACGUUAGGCCGAGUUCGAGGAGUGCGAUGGAAGGCCUGCUGGACAAGAGGCUCCGAGACUGGGCACUCAAAUAUGACAGCAUCCCCUUCCAGCUGAAGGAGAGUGUGGCCAGCCGCGUCGCCCGCAACAGCUGCGUCUGCCGGGCCGAGCCGAACCGGGUCAAACUGCCGUUCAUCCACCUGCUCUUCCCCAGCGUUUGGGCCAAGUACAUCAGCUCCACCUUCUCUGCUUCUGAACAGGCCACCAUGAAGGACAGCAGGGCCCAGGAGUACCAGCGUUUCCAGAAGAGGUCCCAGAAUGCAGCCGACCUCCUCAUUGUUGCUGAAGCCAACAGCCCCCUGCAGUUUCCUACCCAGGGAGUGGAGGUGAAUCCCCUUGGCACUAUUCUGAUCCCAGGACUAGGGAUACGGGAGGCACCAAGAGAUGUUCACUUGGUGAACUUGACUGCCACAAGGGGAACAUUUGACGUGGCGGCUAAAGUGGAGGGGGCCAGGGUCGAAGGUGAAGGGGGCUCAAACCUGACCCUGUCUAGCGGGCUCCUGGCCAACCUGAACCGACAGCUGCAGUUUGUCACCUACACCAACACCCUGUUCCACCCCGACACGGCCGACGCAGUGCAGUUUAGCACAGACGGGCAUCAGUCCAUCUUCAUCAUCAGGAUUCGACACAGGGUCUCCCCAAGACUGUACAACCCAGGCCCCAAGGGAGACUACAACAUCAGUGCCCUGGUCACUAUUGCAACCAAGACAUUCCUGCGCUAUGACAAGCUACAGGACUUGAUUGACAGCAUACGUCUCUACUACCCGACCGUCACCAUAGUGAUCGCAGAUGACAACGAGAACCCCGAGCGUGUGACUGGCCCCUACAUUGAGCAUUACAUCAUGCCCUUUGGGAAGGGAUGGUUCGCGGGUCGGAACCUGGCCGUCUCCCAGGUGACCACGAAGUACGUGCUGUGGGUGGACGAUGACUUCAUCUUCACGGCCAACACCAAGGUGGAGAAGAUGGUGGACAUUCUAGAGAGGACCACGCUGGACCUGGUGGGCGGGGCUGUGCGGGAGGUGACAGGCUACACUGCCACCUUUCGGCAGACGAUUGUGAGGGAGCAGGGGGGCACGGAGGGGGACUGCCUCCACAUUCGAAGGGGUUACCACCACGUCAUCCAGGGCUUCCCAAACUGCGUGGUCUGUGAUGGAGUCAUCAACUUCUUCCUGGCCCGAACCGAAAAGGUUCGGCAGGUUGGCUUCGAUCCCCGGCUGGCUCGAGUGGCUCACCUGGAGUUUUUUAUUGAUGGGCUUGGCUCCCUUCACGUUGGCUCCUGUGAUGAUGUCAUCGUCAGCCAUGCCUCCAAGAUCAAGCUCCCCUGGGGCCAAUCAGAAAGCAGCAAGGCUUACGCCAAGUUCCGCUAUCCACCCAUGUCCUAUGACAUUGUUCGCAUGAAGGAGGGUCUCUUAUACUUUAAAAAUGGCAUCCAGUGCAUGAGUUCCAAUGCAUGAGUCCCCACUGCCCCCCACCCUGCCCCCCAACUGUCGGAAUUGCCAAGGAAACACUCAGAGAUUAAAACCCAGUGGCUGAAAUCCUUCUGUUUGUGGGAAUAACAUCCAGUUUUGCUGCACCGAAAAGGCCUUACAAAUCCUAUGGCAAAAAGUGAAACCCCCAAACAGUUCCCCCCAAAAUCACCAGCUCGCUAUGGGGUUCCAGAUGUACUGUAACACGUUUGUACAAGGAUCAUUUUGCUAUGAUAGCAGCUAGUGAAAUUUUUAAAAAAAUACUGGAGAAAAAGGGAAAAUUGUUGAGGCUAUACAUUUUAUGGAAUUAGCAGGGAUUUUUAUUCUUCAGGCCCUUUUGUUUUACUGUAUUCAUUUCUUUACUGGGCUCUCUCUCAGGAAGGAAAAUAGCCAUCUGUUUGAAAGAUGUUUUACAGGAUAUGUUUUGAAUGCUGAGAUGUAUGUUUCAUGUAUGUUUCUUUUUUGUUUUUUUGAUGUGGAGAAAGUUCAUCAUGUGACCCGGAGUGCACAUAAAUGAUACGUACAGCAAUAGCACACUUUAUGGAAACACUGUGCUUAACAGAGUUUAGUACUCUUAGAACUUUUAUCUGUGGCCUUUCUUCUGUUGUUGUCUGUCAGAGCCAUUUUCAUCUGUAAAAUGUGUUGUUAUCUUUUUGACGAAGAGUGGUAAUGACAUUUUGUGACCAUCAGUAAUUUGAAAUUAAGUGUACAAGCCAAAGAAGAUUGCACAAAGAUUAUCAUUGUAUGUAGAAAAGUACUGGACAAAGAAAUACGUUUAAGCUGAUGCUGUUAUGCUAUUUAUUUCUUCAUUUUUGUUUUGUGUCGAUAUUACAUUAAUUACAUAUUGCAUGUAUUAUGCCAAAAAGAAUGCCAGAAGUUGUUGGAAAAUAUUGCAUUAAUCAUCAAACUCUGUUUAUAACUACAGUGUUUCCAUAAUUUGUGCCAGUACUGUCUGCAUCACAUAUAUUUAUGUGAGAACAACAUUGGAAUGUUCUGGAAUGUUACCCUCUUUGUUGUUUUCUCAGAAGAUGAGUGUACCAGUGGAGUUAGGUUGACAAAAGCCAAUGUACAGCUAACUCAUGGAAGGAUUCAUUGUUACACAAUAAAAUAUCCAGUGUUGAUUCAACUCUAACAGAGUUCAUAUGAGUCCUGAAGGGCUAGAGUUGAUUUAACACUGAACAUUUCACUGUGGGUUAUUUAGCAUUUUGGCCGCUAGAUGGCAGCCAUAGAAUAUGCAAUGAUCAGAAUUUUCUACAUAUUGCUGGAAAAUGUUCUUCUUGUCUGUACAUGAACGUUUUACAACUUGAAUAUGAUUUUUAUGUUUAAUUCAUUGAAAAAGCGUUGUAUAUAUGUAUUAUAUUUGUUUUCACCUUUUUUCUCAUUAUGAGAAAAGAGGUUUGCUGCACAUCGUUGCUAAGUCCAUGCGGUGCACUCUCAGUCAUGUUAAAAACGUAAAUCUUUGUGUGACAGACACUUGUGUCGGAUUUGGAGUCUAUGAAUAUGUAUUCUAUGGUUUAUUAAUGUAGGAUUGUGAUGUGGUCCAAGAAUAUAAGGAUGAGAACAGGCCAUUCAGCCCAUCCUUACUUACCAUUUAUCCACAAUCUACAGGAGGGGUGCACAACAAGGGCCGAUCUGCUUCAGGACUUUGUGACAGCUUCUGCUCUUUAUUAUUUAAUUAGCUCAAUCAUAUCUUGAUCUGACAUUUGUAUAAGCGCGUAGUGUGCAAGUGCAUCUUAAAGAUUUGACUGUGCUGAUAUACAGGAGUGAACCACUGUACUUUAUAGAGUUGUCAGAAAACUAAAUCUAAGGUGAUUGGUUGGAAUAAAUGCCAAUGCGCGGACUAGCCCUGCAGUUGUGUACCCUCCGCUCUAGAUACUCAAAUCUGGCCAUUGAGGCCAAUACUACUACCCUGCACCUUACUGUACUGCUUUUGUAAAGUUUUUUUUUGCUUCAUGGUUGCUUUGCCAAUAUGCAGAUCUUUGUAUGUACCUGAUAGCAGGAGGUUUGACUUGCACAUGCGUAUGCCGUAAUUACUGAAUGUUGAAAGGUGAGGUGUCAUGAAAUAGUCUAGACGUGUUCUAGAAAGCCAUAUAUCUACAGGGGAAAAAAUAUGUGAUGCACUUUCUACCGUACUGGAAAAGGGUUCAGAGCUUGUCACACGUUUUAUUUAUUUUUGAUAUCGGUGUGUCAAAGUAUGUGCUGUGUGAUGUGUGUUUCUCACGCAAUGUAUUCCACCACCGGAUGACCUGGUCCAUCUACAGUAGGCCAGUGUCUUUGGCUUCUUUAAAUUUCCAGCAGGGAAGUUGAGUCAUAUAGUUUGCAGCGAGACCUGCAGCAGUCCAGACAUUGCCCCUACUCUAAUUUGCAUAUGCGCAUCUGGGAAUUCAGUAUUUGAUGUGAUUGUGUAUUUUUCUGUUGAGCACAUUUGUGUCUACAGUGUGACCCUGCUGGAUAUCGAAGACUGGGAACGGCUAAUGAAGUCAUUACUGUUUUCUGCAUGAGAGCGCUCUCAUAUUUUUCUCACAUACCGUAAAUAUAUUUAUGCAUAUAUGUAUAUAAAAUAUAAUUCUACACAACAGAGCUGGGGAAAUUAACUUGUAAAUACUUGAAUUACCUUUGAAUGGUAUAAUAAUGCUGUUGUAUAUGCCAGUUAUAUUAAAUAUGACAUUUUUGAUAUACUGUAGGUACAAAAAUACAUUGAGUUUAUUUUGCAGUGCCUGUUUGCCUAGUGCCUUUGUUCAGAAAUGGUGAAUGGAGAAAUUAAAAUGUUUUGCAGAUUGCCCUUAUGA